Molecule: messenger RNA, 147 nt
Organism: Paraglomus brasilianum
Lineage: Eukaryota; Fungi; Glomeromycota; Glomeromycetes; Paraglomerales; Paraglomeraceae
Source: the annotation of a GenBank genome assembly
AUGGAGUUAAAGGAAAUCAAUUUCCUAGAGAAAUCCGAAGAUUGGCCGUCUCAGGAAGUAGUCAAGACUAUCUAUAAAGCUUCAUCGGAAACAUAUGCUUUAGACGCCGCCGUCCAUGAUGCUGAUCUCUUUGAUGUUCAGGAGUGA